UCCCUUUGCACUCCUGGCCUGGGUGCUUGGAGGAGGGAGAAAAAAAAGCAGAGCGUACAGCCCCCAGGAGCUCGGCGAUGGGCUCAUGGAGCUUGUUAGUGUCGCCCAGUUUUAUUUACGUUCCUGUCCAGGAUGUACUUUAGGAGUUCAAUAAGAUGUUCGCGUGUUUGGAGAUGAUCGUUUUGUUCCUCGCGGUCAACAUUUACGACUUCGUAGCAGCUCAAGAUCCAUCAUGCUGUCAUCAUGCCAGGGAUUUCUCACCAUGUAGGGAAGCAUGUGAUCAGCUUGCUACCACGAAGAGUGAGUCACGGCUGAAGCACUUAUUACAGCGGCUGCCCAGCUAUUGUCCAGAGUCAAUGGGGGAGCUUUGGGUUUGCAUCAAUUCAUCUCUUCCUGGGGCAUCAAAAAAAUCAGACGGCUGGGUAGGCCUUGGGUGCUGUGAACUUGCUAUUCUGGUUGAAUGUCGGCGCGAGUGCAAAUCCGCAUCAUCUAAGAGCGACAUUUCAAAAAUAUGUAGAAAGGAAUAUGAGACUGCUCUCUACAAUUGUAUCAACAGGAAUGAGAUGGGAUCUGUCUGCUGUAGUUAUGCAGGACGGCACACAAACUGUCGGGAAUACUGCCAAGCCAUAUUUCGCACAGACUCUUCACCUAGCCCUUCACAAAUUAAGGCUGUAGAGAGUUACUGCGCCUCCAUUAGCCCUCAGUUACUGCGCUGUGUGGACAACUACACUCAGUCAUACCCCAUGACGAAUCCUAUUGACAGUCUUUACUGCUGUGACAGAGCAGAAACCCCAUCUUGCCAGGCAGCAUGCAGAAGAAUUUUGAUGACAAUGACGACUGAAAAUGAAAUUGUUGAUGGCCUAAUUGAAGGCUGUAAAACACAACCUCUGCCUCAAGACCCUUUAUGGCAAUGUUUUCUGGAAAUUCCAAAAUCCGGUAACCCAGGUGUUUCUGUUAACACAUCUCCUUCUACUGGACUGGAUGGGGCUAAAUUGCACUGCUGUUCCAAAGCCAACACUACCAUAUGCAGGGAUUUGUGUAAUAAGCUCUACAGCUCCAGCUGGGGCAGCACACAAAGCUGGCUGGAGUUUGAUCGCCUCUGUGAAUACAAUGCAGUGGAAGCCUCCAUGUUAACCUGCUUAGCUGAUGUGAGAGAGCCCUGCCAGCUAGGCUGCAAAGACCUGUCCUACUGCACAAACUUCAACAACAGACCUACAGAAUUGUUCCGAAGCUGCAAUGUUCAAUCAGACCAGGGAGCCCGGAAUGAUAUGAAACUAUGGGAAAAGGGAAGCAUCAAGAUGCGCUUGAUGAGCAUUCCCGUCCUGGACAUUCGGAAAUGUAAGCCAGAGAUGUGGAAGGCGGUUGCAUGUUCUCUUCAGAUUAAGCCAUGCCACAGCAAAUCUCGGGGAAGUGUAAUCUGCAGAUCAGACUGCAUAUUUAUGCUGGAGAAUUGUGGGGAUCACAGCAAAUUUCCAGAAGGUCAGACACCUGAAACUAUUUGUGACCUUCUGUCUCCAACUGAUGAUACAGAAUAUUGUAUUCCUUUGGAGAAAUACCUCAGUCCAAGCACGUUAGGAAAUAUUGUGGAAGAGGUGAUCCAUCCUUGUAACCCAAACCCUUGUCCAAGCAACCAACUGUGUGAGGUGAAUAGGAAAGGCUGUCAACCAGGACAAGACUGCCUUCCUUAUUUUUGUGUGCAAGGUUGCAAACUUGGAGAAGCCUCAGAAUUUCUAGUUCAUCAGGGUGCUUUGAUACAAGUCCCAUCAUCCAAAGGAGAGGCUGGCUGCUAUAAAGUUUGCACCUGUAGUCAAAGUGGUCGACUGGAAAAUUGCAUGGAAAUGCCAUGUGUGGACAUGCAGAAAACCUGCAUUGUUGGAGGCCAAAGAAAAAGUCAUGGGACGUCCUUUAAAGUUGACUGCAAUGUCUGCUCUUGCUUUGCUGGAAAGUUAAUCUGCUCAACUCGACAGUGUCUGAAUGAAUACAGUUCAGAAGUGGACAGAAGGAUCUUUACAGGUCUGCCAUGUAAUUGUCCCGACCAGUUUGUGCCUGUCUGUGGGCAGAAUGGCCGCACCUACCCCAGUGCCUGCAUUGCCCGAUGUGUUGGAUUCUUAGACAAUCAAUUUGAAUUUGGGUCGUGUCUCUCUAAAGAUCCUUGUACUCCAAAUCCCUGCAGUAAAGGUCAAAGAUGUAUACCAAAGCGGAAAGUUUGCCUGUCAAGUAUUGCGGAUUAUGCCUGUAACCAAUAUGAUUGUGUGUCAAGGCCUGCAAACUGUGAUUCGGUGCCAGUGGACUCAGUAUGUGAUACAGAGGGAUCUGAGCACCCUAAUCUCUGUGUGCUUUACCAAAGAGGAAAGAUUUUCGCUUACACUGGCCAGUGUCAGGAUGCAUGCAAGCUGGAUAAACCCAUCUGUGGUCAGAAUGGAGAGACCUACAACACAGUGUGCGCCGCUUAUUCAGACCGCGUUGCUGUAGACUAUCAUGGCCAGUGCAGUGCUGUCGGAGUGGUGUCUGAUUACUCUUCUCACACAGAUUGCACUAACGUUAUUUGCCCUCCUUUGUCAGCUACCGGAUGCAAGCCAGUUACGCCGCCUGGGGCCUGCUGUGCUCUCUGUGCAGGAAUGCUAAGGAUCCUAUGGAACAAAGAACAGCUGGAUGCUUUCGCCAAGCUCAACCACAGACAGCCAGUGACUGUUCACGACAUCCUUCAGACUUUACGACUGCAUAUUUCAGUCCCCCAGUGCGACAUCUUUGGAUUCCUGAGUAUAGAAUCUGAGGUCGUAAUACUCAUCGUCCCUGUUGACCAGCAGCCCACAUCACUGCAGAUUGAGGCAUGCAAUAAAGAAGCUGAGAAGAUUGACUCGCUGAUCAACUUUGGCAGCCCAACGCUAGUCUCACAUGUCCCUCUGUCUGCGCUUACAGCAUCCCAGGUGCAAGUCUCCUCCAAAACCUCAUCGGGAAAUAUCAACAGGAUGCCUUUAUGUUUUGCACUAUUCCUUAGCCUCCUCUUGACUGUGGCAACCAUCUUCUAGCUGCUUCUUGCUGAACUCUCAAGAAUAAAAUGAAAAAUGCAUUUUGCAUAAGUUUAGAAACUGCGCUGCUUUGGACGUCUAAUGUGACAGAUGGCGAAGGACUGAAAAAGGUUUCCUUUAAUAACUUAAAAGAGAUCAGUUGCUAGGAUAAUCAGAUGUGUUUUUAAUUUAUGGCACAUUUAUAAUGGGUAGCCUAUUUGUUUUAACCCCAAGACCAGACCUUGAUCUUUGCACAUUUCUUGAUAUUAUAAUACAAAGAGGAAACAAAGCUUUAAAGAAAACAAUCGUCGUUAGUAUUAUGCCAGACAGAUAGCUCUCAUCCCGUGUUUGCAAAGGGAGAAUUUAGACAGCUAUCGGUCUGACAGUUCAUUGACAAUCUUUGGGGCCUUCCCUGUUUACUGAGUUGAAACACUUUUUUUUUUUUUUCCAUUUUAUCUCCUAUUUCUCACUUGAUCGAUGUUACUCUUGAGAUUUUUCUUCACUGCCUGCCAGUUUUAGCCUGACUUGGGCAUUUACACCUCCCAACCCAUUGGUGAUGCUGCUCAGCAUUGUUAAUUCUUCUUCUCGGUAAAGUGGAGAGGAAAAUGGGCUCACCUAUCUCAUUAGCACAAACCUAUCAGUUAUGAUUUUCAUGUUCCAUAACAAAUAAUAGAGCAGGUCACAUUUUUGACAUUCGAAGAGAAGUCGAGAUUUGUGCAGCCUCAGCCAAUCACACGUGGCUGCCAUGUAUUUCGAUUUACAUACGAAUGGCUGUUGCAUGUUUGUAAUGGGUGUUGAUCAGAGUGUUGUUUCUUUUUUUAUUGUGCUAUUCAUUUAUAAUUUUAAGACCAUGGUAGAGAUUCUCUCAUUCAGGAGGUUCGCUGAUCAUUCCCAAAAUUUAGAAUCCUUUACAUUGAUUGGCUGAUAGCCUGCUAUGGUUUGACAUAGAAUAUAUUAAGGAAAUGUAACAUUAAAACUCUACUUCAAGGAUGCACAGCUUCUUUAGCAUAAGGGUAAGCCAUUCUAGGAGUGUUGGGAGAAAUGGGAGAAUCGUAAUACAAAGAGACUCAUACUGCUCUGCAAUGUUAGAUCGACAUGUGCCACCAGACGUGAGGUGGAAUACGUUAUUAUUACCCUCAUAGCUAGAAACUGAGACUGAAAUCAAAGGGGGCCGGGUAUUGUGCCACUUAUGGACAUGUCCUCCAAAGGACACACGUUGUUUCCCCCAAGCCUUGUGAUGUAAAAAGAUCUUCAGCAUACACAUUUUUUUUUAAUCGUGUUAUUAAAGCAACAGAACUGUUGCACAAAUAAGCUAAAGAAAAUAGUCGAUCAAAGAAAAAAAUAGUUUUGUUUGUGUGUUGUGGAAAACAAAAAGCAUAACAGAACUUGAAAAUGACAAAGAACAAGAGCCAUGUUGUUAUACUGACAAUCAUUUGUAUCCACUUGUGGGUAACCUGACUAAUAUGCCUUUUCUUAAAGUAUAUCUCCUGUACAGAAGUACAGGCAGGUAAUGCAAUAAUUUUAUAAUGUAUAAAAAAUGUUUGUCCCAGUUAUUGAGUUGGACUUUUAUUUACAAAGUAUGUAAAAGAACCAAUUUACGAAAUGUGCCAUUCAAGAUGUCAUUGUACUUGCAUGUUGACUAAUUAUGAAGUGUGCUGUUACAGAAUGUAUUUGAUGACUUUUUGUUAUUUUAUUAUUUUUGUUUUGUUAUGUUUUGUUUUUGUCUAUGUGCCUAAGCUUCUUUUUCACAUGAAGUGUUUCUCUCGUUUCAGUAUUAUUGAGCUAGGCAGCUUUUUAGUAUUAUAUAUAUUAAUAAUGUUUGAUUAUUUUUUGUUUGUUUUCUUCCUUUCACGUGUUACUGAAGUUACUGUGAUUUUAUUGCCAAACUAUAGAACUUGUAUAAAUGUAGGCACUUAAAACAUAACGUUAAACCUCAAACUUUGCAAAAAUGAGUGUUUUAGCAAAAAAAAGCCAGUACUUGUAUGAUGUUAAAAUGCCAACAAUGCAUAUUUUAUAAAGUAUAAAAUGCAGUUUUGACAAA
Molecule: messenger RNA, 5049 nt
Organism: Polypterus senegalus (gray bichir)
Lineage: Eukaryota; Metazoa; Chordata; Cladistia; Polypteriformes; Polypteridae
Gene: reck
Product: reversion-inducing-cysteine-rich protein with kazal motifs
Exons: 21
Coding region: 156-3029 (957 amino acids)
Biological process (GO): sprouting angiogenesis; blood vessel maturation; extracellular matrix organization
Cellular component (GO): plasma membrane
Molecular function (GO): protein binding; metalloendopeptidase inhibitor activity
Source: RefSeq, a predicted model, not a curated record